Messenger RNA from Paramecium tetraurelia, 618 nucleotides. RefSeq lists its product as uncharacterized. Gene Ontology annotation, cellular component: Golgi membrane. The transcript has 2 exons. The record is from RefSeq and is a predicted model, not a curated record. Lineage: Eukaryota; Ciliophora; Oligohymenophorea; Peniculida; Parameciidae. Gene Ontology annotation, biological process: protein secretion; vesicle-mediated transport.
AUGGUUCGUACUUCCUUCUCAUAUUUCAAUCCUGUUACAUUUCUAUUUCCAGAAUUACUAUCGAAUGGUAAAAUUGAUUUAACUAAAACUGUAGAUUAUGUUGCUAUUGUAAUUCAUAUACUUUUCAAAAUUAUAAUAGUUGCUUUAUUUAUUUUAGAAUUGAAAAACUUCUUUUUUGAACAAUUAAUGCUAAUGAUAAUUAUCUUAACUUCACUUAAUUUCUGGGUUGUAAAAAAUUAUACAGGAAAGAAGUUAAUUGGGAUAGUAUGGUGGAAUUGCAGGGAAGAAUAAGAUGUCUGGUAUUUUGAAAAAGUAAAUAAACUUUAUCCAUUAAAUAAAUAUUGCUAAUACUACUUUUGGUAUUGUCUAUAUGUUCAUGAGAUAUUUCUAUUUUUCCUACUAAUAUUCUUAGCAGUUUCGCAAAAAUGGAAAUAAUUCAUAAUAAUACUCAUCCCAACUUUUGAAAACUUUAGUUAAACCUUAAUUUAUAGUCAUGCAAUCAAGGACAAUGAAAUAUUUAGAUAUUUAUAGGAUUUAACAGAAUAUCGAUUAAGAAGAAGUAUUAAAUGCUAAUUUACUUUCAAUUUAAAACAACUUCCUUUUAAAUUAUAAUUUUGA